Messenger RNA from Striga asiatica, 1128 nucleotides. The record is from the annotation of a GenBank genome assembly. Lineage: Eukaryota; Viridiplantae; Streptophyta; Magnoliopsida; Lamiales; Orobanchaceae.
AUGAUGGACAUUUCCUCCAAGGUGCGAGCAACAAUAUACGCACCCCCAAUGAAUGAGGCUCUCUACGCCAACAAAAUACGACUCCCGGUCGACCAAAAUGAUUUACGAUACUCGGUCAAAAUCAAAAUUGGGAGCCCAGGCACUGAGAUGACCCUGCUUCUCGACACCGCAAGCGGACCAAUUUGGACCCAAUGCAAGAAAUCGAGAUCUAUUUUCUUUCCGGGAAAAUCCCAUUUCAUUACGGAAAGGUCAAAAACAUAUCGAAUGUUACCAUGUAAUCACCCCAUGUGUCGAAUGGACAAUGGCAUGUGUACAUGCAAAAACAAAAUGUGUGUUUGUACCGUCAAAUACGGUAUAACGGGUGGAAAAAAUACUAAGGUUGACUAUAUUCUCUCGUCGGACUCGUUCACCCUACCUCUGAGGAACAAGAGCUCAACAACUUUCCCAAAUAUGAUCUUCGGGUGCGCUGACCGGUCACCCAUCUUCUCCGGAAUCCUCGGCAUGAACAUGGAGCCCUCUUCUCUAAUUAAACAGUUGAGGGAAAAUGCCAAGGGACGAUAUUCCUACUGCCUUCACCAGGGACAUGGCCUUCUAAGAUUUGGAGACGACAUACCACAAGUCACGAAAUACUAUAAAACAACAAAAAUACUAACUCCUUCAAUCGAUGAAAUGUACGUUGGCUUGACGGACAUAAGUGUGGCUGGCAAGCAGCUCGGUCUCUCUCCGGCUAUGGUUUCAGAUGUAAAUAAUGGAGGAAUACUCAUCGGCACAGGGGCCCAGAUGACCGUCCUCAAGAGAAGGGCUUAUGAGAAGGUAAUACAAGCUUUUGCGGGUUAUUAUGACGGUAAGCUUAAACGGGUGAAAAUGCCUAGGUGGGGACUUUGUUACAAGCGCAAUUCUAGCAUGAAAAGAAAUGUCAGCAUGACUUUUCAUCUUCAACGGGCCGAUUACGUGACGAGCGAUAUGUUUAUGGACUUCUUGGAAAGAAGUGUCAUGUGCCUUGCGCUACUCGAAAGUGAUGUGCCAAUACUUGGAGCCGUGCAACAACUCAAUAAGAGGUUCAUUUUCGACACAAACAAGAAUGUGGUGAUGUUUGCCGAUGAGGAUUGCGCAAAGGAUAGAGGAUAA